Lucilia sericata (common green bottle fly) is the source of this 611-nucleotide messenger RNA. RefSeq names its product nephronectin. Bases 205 to 573 code for a protein of 122 amino acids. Lineage: Eukaryota; Metazoa; Arthropoda; Insecta; Diptera; Calliphoridae. The record is from RefSeq and is a predicted model, not a curated record. The transcript has 2 exons.
CAUCCGCAACUGAUAAGAAGAGUGAAUGAAAUAUGUUUUAAAAUUUGUAUAAGCACAGAAAUUCCAAGUUUAUUUUAAUAAAAACUACAAGCGUGUCACAGUCAUUAAAGAGAUCUUGUAAUGAAAAAGUGUAUUUUUUUCUGAAAUCCACAAGUGAAAACAUUAUAUUUGAAAAAUAAUUAAAUUGUAAAAAAAACAUAAAAAAUGCAUGAAAAAGUAAUAUGUUUGGCGUUCAUUAUAGUUUCCAUCAUCAGUGUACAAGCCCAUGCACAAUUUUGGAAAUUGAAUACAAUGAGUGAGAAAGACAGAUUUAUAUUGGAUGUGAAAAGUACCAUGUCAGCUGGUAUCUGUUAUAAGAAAGUGCAAGCCAAAGCAAGUGAUCCUGAAUUGCGCAUACGUACUGUGUCCUUUUGCUGUGAUGGCUAUAAACGCAAUCCUUUGUCACCACAUUUGGUGAAAUGUGAUCCCGUUUGUAAUGAGGACUGCAGUUAUGGCAUUUGUUCAGCACCGGAUACUUGUGAAUGUUUUCCGGGCUAUGAACGCAAAGGUGGAAGAUGUGAAAGUAUUUACUAAAAAUUAAUAAAUAAAGAAGCAUAUUAUUUUUACAUAAA